AUGAAGUCCGUCUUUACUCAGUUCCUGUCAGCCAUUGUGCUCUCCGGGCUGGCUCUUGGUCUCCCUGCCCCCGACAAGACUGAACGUGAUGCCUUGAUCAAGACAACCGUGGCUAUCCCCGCUGGUACCGUGGUGGGAUCAGUCGGCGUUGUCGAGUCCUUUGGUGGCAUUCCCUUUGCUGAACCACCAGUCGGCACAAACAGGCUCAAGCCACCUGUCAGGCUGACCGAAUCAUUCGGAACGAUCGACGCGACGGGAACCGGACCUUCAUGUCCUCAGAUGUUCUUCUCGACCGACGAUAACGAUUUGUUGACGUCCGUCCUGGGCGAUCUGUUGAACACGCCUCUUUUCCAGACCGUUACUGGCCAGACUGAAGACUGCUUGACCAUCAAUGUCCAGCGGCCCAUCGGCACCAAAGCCAAUGCCAAGCUUCCGGUCCUGUUGUACAUCUUUGGAGGAGGUUUCGAAUUGGGAAGCCCCCAGAUGUACGACGGAACGGGUCUUUUGCUGAACGGCGUCAUCAUGGGAAAGCCAUUUGUCUACGUGACUGUCAACUACCGCGUUGGUGGCUUUGGAUUCUUGCCUGGAAAGGAGAUCCUUGCUGAUGGAGCUGCCAACCUGGGACUGCUUGAUCAGAGAAUGGGCUUGCAAUGGGUGGCCGAUAAUAUUGCCGCCUUUGGUGGUGACCCGGACAAGGUCACCAUCUGGGGCGAGAGCGCCGGUGCCAUCAGCGUCUUUGACCAGAUGGCUCUCUAUGACGGUGACAACACAUACAACGGAAAGCCCCUGUUCAGAGGUGGCAUCAUGAACAGCGGUAGCGUGGUCCCUGCUGAUUCUGUAGACUGUGACAAGUGCCAAGGCGUCUACGACACAGUGGUUGAGAGUGCUGGAUGUGCUGGGGCCGACGACACGCUCGAGUGUCUGCGUGGGGUUGACUAUGAUACCUUCCUCAACGCCGCCAACAGUGUCCCCGGUAUUCUCAGCUACACGUCUGUCGCCUUGUCAUACGUUCCCAGACCCGACGGCACUGCCUUGACGGCUAGCCCCGAUGAAUUGGUCACGAGUGGCAAAUACGCGGCCGUCCCCAUGAUUAUCGGAGAUCAAGAAGAUGAAGGCACUCUUUUCGCUCUGUUCCAGCCCAACAUCACAAACACAGAUCUCCUGGUUGAUUAUCUCUUGAAUAUCUUCUUCAAUGAUGCCACUAGAGCGGAUAUCGAAGCGCUGGUGGCGACGUACCCGGAUGAUAUCACGGCAGGGUCACCCUUCAACACUGGCAUCUUGAACAACCCAUAUCCCGAAUUCAAGCGUCUUGCCGCAAUUCUCGGCGACCUUGUCUUUACUCUGAGCCGUCGCCUAUUCCUGUCUGGAACCAGCAAGGUCAACCCCGACGUGCCGUCGUGGUCCUACCUCUCGAGUUACGACUACGGCACACCCAUCCUGGGCACCUUUCACGGCUCCGACAUUCUGCAGGUCUUUUAUGGCAUCCUGCCCAACUAUGCGAGCGCCUCCUUUGCCAGCUACUACCUCUCCUUCGUCUACAACCUGGACCCCAACAACGGCAGUGGGAUCCUGCCGGACUGGCCCCAGUGGAGCGAGAGUCAGCAACUGAUGCAGUUUUCCAACAUUGCCAGUUGGGUCACAAACGACGACUUUAGAACCGAGAGCUACGAGUGGAUCGGUGAAAACAUUGGUGUGCUGCAUAUUUGA
Messenger RNA from Pestalotiopsis fici W106-1, 1707 nucleotides. RefSeq lists its product as uncharacterized. The transcript has a single exon. NCBI's taxonomy places the organism in Eukaryota, Fungi, Ascomycota, Sordariomycetes, Amphisphaeriales, Sporocadaceae. The record is from RefSeq and is a predicted model, not a curated record. The coding region runs from base 1 to 1707 and encodes 568 amino acids.